AUGUUUAUAUUACUUAUGGUGUCGAUAAUCCUCUUGUUUUACUUUAUAUCUACGCGGAAAUAUGGCUACUGGAAAAGGAGAAAAGUGCCUCACGUCAAACCUACCAUCCUCGUCGGAAACUACGGCGACAUUAUUUUCCAAAAGAAGAAUUUUGCAGAAGGCGUGCAAGGCAUCUGCAAACAGUUACCCAAUGAGAAGUAUAUCGGCGCUUUCUACAGCACCGAACCAGUAUUCAUCCCUUUGGAUCCUGAUAUCAUCAAGCUCAUCGUAGCCAAAGACUUUUACUACUUCAAUGGACGAGAGCUAUCAGAACACAGCCACAAGGAACCAGCUGCGCUGAACAUCUUCUCCACGUAUGGAGACAAUUGGCGGGUCCUGCGUCAGAACAUGACCCUACUUUUUUCGUCCAGGAAAAUGAGAAAUAUGUUUUAUCUCAUUGAGAAAUGUUCACACGUAUUUGAAGCAAUGCUCGAUCGUGAGACCAGCGUGUCCAAUGAGCUGGAGACUAGGUUGGUGACAGCGAGGUAUACGAUUGAAUGCAUUGGAGCUUGUGUGUUUGGUGUAGAUGCUAACACCAUGACGGGAGAGAUGCAAGACAAUCCGUUCAGCAAGAUAGCGGCUCUAACGAGUCCAACAAAAUAUGCUGCCUUCAUACGAGGAGUCCGCAAUGUUUGGCCAUCAAUCUUCUAUGGAUUAGGACUUCAGUUAAUGUCAAAACAAAUGGAUUUCUUCAAAAAUUUGAUCACUUCUGUCAUGAAUCAGAGACAAAACAAGCCUUCGGGGAGGAACGACUUUUUGGAUCUCAUACUAAGUUGGAAGUUAAAGCAAACUAUAGAUGGUGACAGUAUUACGUAUAUAAAGACCGGUGGACGACACAGAGUGUCCUUGAAGGCUGAUGAUGAUUUACUGGUGGCUCAGUGUUUUGUUUUCUUCAAUGCUGGAUUUGAAACAUCGGCAACUAUUCUCAGUUAUACUCUCUACGAGUUGGCAAAGAAUAAAGAAAUUCAGAAUAGAGUAUUGGCAGAAGUAGACGCUUAUAUGGAGCAGUAUGAGAAUAGACUUUGUUAUGAAUGUGUGAAUGAGUUUCCGUACCUUUGGGCUGCUGUUGAUGAAGUUCAACGUUUGUACCCUGUUCUUGGAGUGAUAUUUCGAGAAACAAUGGAGAACUAUACACUACCUGAUGGUUUAGUUAUUGAAAAAGGGAUGCGUGUUCACAUUCCAGUCUAUUAUUUGCAUCACAAUCCGAUGUAUUUUCCGGACCCUGAAGAAUUCCGUCCAGAAAGAUUUUUAGGAGAAGAAAAGCAAAAGGUUAAUCCAUACACGUACCUGCCUUUUGGAGAAGGACCGAGAACUUGCAUGGGUAAGUUAUUUUGUUAAUUCAUCUAAAGUAAACUUAAUUAAAAACUCAUACUGAUUAGAUAUUUAUCCGUUCAGUCGUCCACUCUUAACAUUUUGUGUCGUUUGAACACUGGACAAUCGAUAUCCUGUGAACCAAUGGUCCUGUAAUACGAAAAUAAAUAAAAAUCAAUAAAUACAAGGUCAAGUGCCGGUAGCUGUCAGUUCCACACUUUGUAAAGAUGUCACUGGCCUUCC
Messenger RNA from Spodoptera frugiperda (fall armyworm), 1593 nucleotides. RefSeq names its product cytochrome P450 6B2-like. The coding region runs from base 1 to 1377 and encodes 458 amino acids. The transcript has a single exon. Lineage: Eukaryota; Metazoa; Arthropoda; Insecta; Lepidoptera; Noctuidae. Gene Ontology annotation, molecular function: iron ion binding; monooxygenase activity; oxidoreductase activity, acting on paired donors, with incorporation or reduction of molecular oxygen. The record is from RefSeq and is a predicted model, not a curated record.